GCCCGGCUGAGCGAAAGUCCUAGUGGAGCCGCUGGGCGCGCUACUCCUGCUGAUCCCCGGGCUAGUCGUGGCUCCUAGAACGCGGUGCAGGUGUCUAGACACCUGUUGACCUUGGCCCCCAAAUCGGUGAGCCCGAGCUCGGCAGCACAGGGCACCCGGCAAGACCGGCCGCCCCGGCCAGGACCCACGUUUUUCUACAUAGGUUCUGAUGCUGGUCUCCUGUAGAAGGUUGCUCACAACUCUGCUGCACGCUCAGAAGUGGCCCUUUCAACCCUCCAGAAGUAUGAGACUGGUGCAGUUCCAGGCACCCCACUUGACGGGACCUCACCUGGGCUUGGAGUCAGGGAAUGGCGGGGGCGUCAUCAACCUCAACACCUUUGACCCCACACUGCCCAAGACGAUGAUGGAGUUCCUAGAGCAGGGAGAGGCCACUCUCUCAGUGGCAAGAAGAGCCCUGACUGCCCAGUUGCCAGUCUUACCACGGUCAGAGGUGACCUUCCUGGCCCCAGUCACAAGGCCAGACAAGGUGGUGUGUGUGGGAAUGAAUUAUGUGGACCACUGCAAAGAGCAGAACGUUCCAGUGCCGAAGGAGCCCAUCAUCUUCAGCAAGUUUGCCAGCUCCAUUGUGGGGCCCUACGACGAGGUCAUCCUCCCCCCAGAGAGCCAGGAGGUGGACUGGGAGGUAGAGCUGGCCGUAGUCAUUGGAAAGAAAGGCAAGCGCAUCAAGGCCACAGAUGCCAUGGCUCAUGUGGCCGGCUUCACUGUGGCUCAUGAUGUAAGUGCUCGUGACUGGCAAAUGAGACGCAAUGGAAAGCAGUGGCUGCUGGGAAAAACCUUUGACACCUUCUGCCCCCUGGGCCCUGCCUUGGUGACCAAGGACAGUAUAGCAGAGAGCAAGUUUCAACCUAGGCCACAAGUUCAACAGGCCUUCUUCCACAUCCCUUACUGCAGAGGUGGGAGAACUUCCUCUGUCACUAUCCAUCCACACAACUUAAAGAUCUGCUGCCGAGUGAACGGGGAGGUGGUCCAGAGCAGCAAUACCAACCAGAUGGUGUUUAAGACGGAAGAGCUGAUAGCCUGGAUCUCCCAGUUCGUUACUCUUUACCCAGGGGAUGUCAUCCUUACUGGGACCCCCCCAGGUGUUGGUGUCUUCAGGAAACCUCCAGUCUUUCUCAAGAAGGGGGAUGAAGUCCAGUGUGAAAUUGAAGAACUAGGCAUCAUCAUCAACAAGGUGGUGUGAGGGCUCUCCACACAGGCCUGGGACUUAAGAGGUGGGACAUCCAUUCUCUCCCAGUGCCAGCAGCCUCUUCCAGGUAGAGUGAGAGGAGAGGAAGCUUACUCUCCUCAUCAAUAAAAUUCUCAGCCAAAACAGCCA
Molecule: messenger RNA, 1375 nt
Organism: Neogale vison (American mink)
Lineage: Eukaryota; Metazoa; Chordata; Mammalia; Carnivora; Mustelidae
Gene: FAHD2A
Product: fumarylacetoacetate hydrolase domain containing 2A
Exons: 9
Coding region: 209-1240 (343 amino acids)
Molecular function (GO): hydro-lyase activity
Source: RefSeq, a predicted model, not a curated record